AUGGAUUCUUCACUGUAUGAGAUCUGGCAAACUGCACCUGGCAGUCCAUUUCUUCCUACAGUUGGAAAGGGUAGUCAAUUUCUAGUCGGAUUUGUUCUCCUCCUCAUCGGUCUUUCUCUGACUGGCGCGUUUGCAUUGAACCGGUCUCUCGCCAGCCUUCCUCUGUACGGAGUCCCGGCCUCGUUAGCCGUUGCGUACCUGCCGCUGUUCCGAGCAGUAGCCAGCUCUACGAGGCAGAUAUAUCAACUACUAAAAUGUAUCAGCUUUACGGUCAAGGUACAGGUGGAAAUAACGCCAGACGGAAUUCGAUUUGCUGCAGACCAUUCGCGUGUGAUGCAAGGCGUAGCGUUCCUAGACAAGGCUCUUUUCACAUCUUAUACAUUAAACGCGCCAGAUGAAGACAAUCCACCAAAAUUUCAGAUGAACUUGGCUGCUUUUUUAGAGGCCUUGCAGAUAUUUGGGGCUAUGGACGUAGCAGCCCGAGCGGCCAAGGCGGAUUCGGAAGCUUAUCGUAGUAACCUGCGUAACUACCGACCGGACGCCUUCAGCCAUCAGACUCUAGGAAUGCCUGGGACAUGUUGCAUCAUGUACGAAGAAGAUGGGUCUCCGCUGAGCAUCGUCUUGGAGGAGACCGGGGUGAAGACUCGGUGCAAUAUGAUCACCUAUACCCCUGAAUCACAUAACGAUAUCCCUUUUGACCGAGAUGACUUAUCUUUUAAAGUUAUCAUGCAAGCUCGCUGGCUGCUCGACGCUCUUUCUGAGUUAGCGCCGAUGGCUCCGGUUCGCGUUACCAUUGCCGCCUCGCCAAAUGCCCCCUAUCUGAGCCUAUCAAGCGGCGGAGCUCUCGGCAGCGCCAGUGUGGACUUCUCCAGCGGUCGGGACCUCCUCGAGACAUUUUCCGUGCACGACCGUUGGGUCCAAAGUUUCAAAUUCGACUUUAUCAAGUCGGCAAGCGAGGCUAUGCGCAUAGCGAAUAAGGUCAGUUUCCGCGGGGAUGGCCAAGGCGUCCUCAGCUUGCAGUUUAUGGUCGAAGUUGAAGGUGGUGCCGUCAGCUUUCUCGACUUUCGUUUCGUACCUUAUGUCACCCAGGAAGACGAAGAGACGGAGAGUGAAGAUGAGGGUAACUAA
Messenger RNA from Daldinia caldariorum, 1128 nucleotides. RefSeq names its product DNA repair exonuclease-like protein. Lineage: Eukaryota; Fungi; Ascomycota; Sordariomycetes; Xylariales; Hypoxylaceae. The record is from RefSeq and is a predicted model, not a curated record. The transcript has 4 exons. Gene Ontology annotation, biological process: protein N-linked glycosylation; DNA repair; DNA damage checkpoint signaling. The coding region runs from base 1 to 1128 and encodes 375 amino acids. Gene Ontology annotation, cellular component: nucleus; checkpoint clamp complex.